UCGCUUGGCACUAAGGACAGAUCGAAGGAAGGAGCUGGUCUCCGACACGCAACGGACUGUGUAUACGCUUAUAAUUGUAUGAAACCAUAAAUUCCACAAGUGCAUGUAUUAUUGGGAAAAAAAAUGGCAGUGCAAGAAGUUGGUAUCGGAGAUUUGGUUCUUUUGAAUGAGAUUACUGUGGAGAAGGUUGUAGACAAUUUACAAAUCAGAUUUAAUGGCGGCAAAAUUUACACAUAUAUCGGAGAAGUAUGUGUCAGUAUAAAUCCCUACAGAAGCAUAAAUAUAUACGAUGCUGAUCAUAUUAGUAAAUAUAAAGAUAGAGAACUAUUUGAAAACCCACCACAUAUUUUUGCAAUUGCCGAUGCGGUGCAUAGGGAAAUGAAACAACAAGGCCGUGACACUUGCAUAGUAAUAAGCGGUGAAUCAGGGUCUGGCAAAACAGAAGCAAGUAAAAUUAUUAUGAAAUAUAUCGCUGCAGUCACAAAUUUAAGUGGCCAGCAAGAAAUAGAAAGAGUAAAAAAUAUUCUUAUUCAAUCGAAUUCCAUAUUGGAAGCAUUUGGAAAUGCAAAGACAAAUAGAAAUGAUAAUUCGUCACGAUUCGGAAAGUAUAUGGAUAUAGAUUUUAAUUAUAAAGGAGAUCCAAUUGGCGGUCAUGUUACUAAUUACUUGCUGGAAAAGUCAAGAGUUGUAUAUCAACAAAACGGUGAACGUAAUUUUCAUUGCUUUUAUCAGUUAUUGAAUGGCUGUAGCGAAGGAGAAUUAAAUAAACUACGACUAGUACGUGACCCAGCUGCAUAUUUCUAUAUCGGUGCCGAAAAUUGCAAUAAAGCGAGUUCAACUGAUAAAAGCGAUUACAAAACUGUUACCUCUGCUAUGUCCAUUCUUGGAUUUACACAAAACGAGAUGCAAACACUUUGGAAUGUCAUUGCUGGCAUACUACAUUUGGGUAAUAUUACCUUUAAACUUGACGAGGACAAACUCUUUAUUCAGAACAAAGGUGCUUUAAAUGAUACAGCAAAUUUGUUUUCCAUUAGCCCGCAGGAAUUAAGUACUGCUCUUACACAAAGAGUAAUAGCAGCAGGCGGAGAAGUUAUGCAAAAAACUCAUACUUCGAUAGAGGCAGAGUACGGAAGAGAUGCUUUAGCAAAGGCUAUAUAUGAAAGGUUGUUCACUGAUAUUGUAUCGCGUGUCAAUGCCGCAAUUAAUGUAAAUGAUUCAGAAAAUGUUCAAAGAUACAGAACAGUUAUUGGAGUACUUGACAUAUAUGGAUUUGAAAUAUUCGAUGUAAAUAGCUUCGAGCAGUUUUGCAUCAAUUAUUGUAACGAAAAAUUACAACAACUAUUCAUUGAAUUGGUGUUAAAACAAGAACAAGAAGAAUAUAAAAGAGAGGGGAUAGCGUGGCAAAAUAUUGAUUAUUUCAACAAUCAAAUAAUCUGUGAUCUAGUAGAACAGCAACAUAAAGGAAUUAUAGCAAUUAUGGACGAAGCCUGUCUUAACGUUGGCAAAGUUACAGAUGAAAUGCUCUUGGAAGCUAUGGAUAAAAAGUUACUCGAUCAUAAGCAUUAUUCCUCCCGACAAUUGAAACCAAUGGAUAAAGAACUUCAACAUAAAAUUCAAUUUAAGAUUAAACAUUACGCCGGAGAUGUAAUAUAUAAUGUAAACGGUUUUCUAGAUAAAAACAAAGAUACGUUAUUCCAGGACUUCAAACGCUUACUUUACAAAAGCAGUAAUCCAAUAAUUAGUAAAAUGUGGCCCGAAGGCGCUCAAAAUAUUUUUAAGACAACAAAAAGGCCUUUAACAGCUGGAACACUAUUUCGCAAUUCCAUGAUAGCUCUGGUUAAGAAUUUAACAAGCAAAGAACCGUUUUAUGUUAGAUGCAUAAAACCGAAUGAAGUUAAAUCACCUGUCGUAUUUGACGAAGAAAGAGUAAAUCAUCAAGUACGAUAUUUGGGUCUCGUCGAAAAUAUAUUGGUCAGGCGUGCCGGUUUCGCGUAUCGCCAACGAUAUGAUAUAUUUUUAAAACGGUAUAAAAUGAUAUCCCAAUACACAUGGCCAAAUUUUAGAGGCGGUAGUGAUAAAGACGGCGUCCGUACUUUGUUGGAUGAAAAAGGCUUCGGUAAUGACGUUAAAUAUGGUCACACUAAAAUAUUUAUACGUUCGCCUCAAACACUUUUUGCGUUAGAAAAGGCACGUAGCGAUUUGAUACCGGGUAUCGUGAUAUUGCUGCAAAAACAAUGGAGAGGAUAUUUAUGUCGUCAAAAGUAUAAAAAAAUGAAAGCCGCGCUAGUUAUAAUGGAACACUAUCGAAGAUAUAAAAUACGUACUUAUGUUAAUGAAUUGGAAAAGAUUUUCCGAAAUGCAAAGACGAUGCGAGAUUAUGGGAAACGUUUAAUUUGGCCCCGUGAAAAUUUUGCCAUCAUGCAUGUACUACGUGCUUUGAAGCUGAUGUAUGAGAGAUGGUGGGCAUGGAUGAUUCUUAAACUUAUCCCUAGAGACGAUUGGCCACAACUACGGUUAAAGAUGUCCGCGGGGAUAGUUCUGCGUUCAAAACGACAGUAUUGGGGGCAGGACAGGCGAUGGGAAGGAAAUUAUCUUUCUAAACCGAACGAAAACCCUCAAAGCGAUAUUUUUAACUCUUCGAUAAAUAAUCUGCGCAACACUGAUCAUUUCAAGACUGUUUUAUUCAGUGCAUUUAUUAGGAAGACUAACAGAUUUAAUAAACCAAAAGAUCGUGUACUGGUAGUAACAGAAUAUGCGAUAUAUAAGCUUGAAAGCUCUAAAUGCAAAAGUAUGAAAAAGGGUAUGCCAAUAGCUGAAAUCACUGGGUUAAGCAUAUCGCCUGGAAGGGACCAGCUUAUAACGAUUCAUUCAAAUCGAGGAAAUGACUUCAUCAUGUCGAUUAUUACUAAUGACGACAAAGUCGGGGAACUCGUUGGUAUUUUAAGCAACAGAUAUAGUCAAUUACGUUCGGCUGAUCUACAAGUCACGGUGGAUGUAAAAUUUAAAUGUAUGUUAGGGAACAAAAGUAAAGUAUUACGGGUAGAAGUACAUCCUGAAGUUAACGAACCAACGUUUAAAAAAGACGGUGAUAAUAUUAUAUUUGCAAUUCCACCAUCGAUUGGGAUAAUCGAUGGGUGUGCCAACACAAGGAUUCAAAUUAGAACAGCUAGUUAAAAUAAUAUUUAAACUGCUCUUUUAAUAUUCCACAGUGAAUAUUGAAGUUCAAUCAUUUUUAACGCUUUUAUAGAAGCAUUUUUUGAAGCUUUUAUUCGUGUUUUGAAGAUAUUCUUAAGCAUUUUUUAAUGUACAAAUAAUAUUAUGUUAGGAAUUCAAACAAUUGAAAUGAUAAGGUUGUGAAUAAUGAACCGGAUAAUCAAAUGAUGACUCAAAGAUUUUAUGAGGCUUUAAUGCCCCGGUAUCGUACAGCUUUUACUGUCGAGACUUUCACCCGAAAGUUUCAACAGUAAAGAAAGGUGACUGUAUGGAAAGGAUUUGUCACAAUUAAUGUCUAACGAAAUUGAUUUUCAUUUGUAAAUACGUAUUGAGAUAUAUUCAUUCGGAGUAAUGCAUAUUAAAUUACGAGCAAUGGCAUUACUUAUGUGAAUAAUUUCUAAAAUAUGAAAUUGUAACGAUACGAAGUUUCUCCGUUUAAGUGACUGAUGUGAUUAGGAGAAUACAUGCGAAAAGUGCCAAGCGACUAUUAAACUUAUACUUCAGCAACAAAAUUUAAAGAGUGAGAUUACGCUGCUUUAUAACACUCAAACAGCUAAGAAAGUUGUCAAUAUCGUCUUUAAAAAAAAAAAAUGGAGGAAAAUCCGAAUUUGAUACAGUAGCCUUAAAUGUUCUUCACUAUUGUGGCCUUCUACUUAAAGUAUUUUUGACCAAGUAUUUUUACAUUAUCGUAGGGAGUUUGUACACCGCAUCAAAGUAUAAUAAGAUAUUUGUAUAAUAUGAUUUAUAUGAAAGCUGCUAAUUGAU
Molecule: messenger RNA, 3978 nt
Organism: Colletes gigas
Lineage: Eukaryota; Metazoa; Arthropoda; Insecta; Hymenoptera; Colletidae
Gene: Myo31DF
Product: unconventional myosin ID
Exons: 15
Coding region: 124-3174 (1016 amino acids)
Biological process (GO): actin filament organization; vesicle transport along actin filament
Cellular component (GO): cytoplasm; plasma membrane; myosin complex
Molecular function (GO): microfilament motor activity; actin filament binding; ATP binding
Source: RefSeq, a predicted model, not a curated record